AUGAGCGCACCUCAUCCAGAUGGCGUCACGCGUCCCCUCGCGCGCGCAGAGGAUGGGACGCCUUCAGACGACGGCUGCCCGCACUUCAACCUCGACAAGGCCACGAGUCAGCUCAAGGCUCUGACAGAGGCUGCGCAAUUCAGCGCCGUCGACACGUUCAUGCUCUACGGCCUUCUCGAGGUCCACGGCAGCCGAGCUGCCAUACUCGGGAGCCGCCACGACGGCCCGUAUAGCGACCCGAAGCUCGUAGGCUGCCUCGAAAAGGUCAUCGCCUUCUACCGCGAUUGCACCUUUGAUACGGACGAUGGUCUCGACAUGCUCGAGGAAAGGUUCUGGCUGCCGUUCAUGCCCUUCUGCAAGCCGUCCCUCUCAAUGACUGCCUGGGCCAUGAACGGCAAGCCAAAGACGAUCGAAGACUUCCUCGGCUGCCCUGCUGCAGCUCUGAUCCGUCUCGAGUCCGAGCUCAUGGUCCGAGCAGAGCUCUCGCUCGGCCUGUGGGAGCACCACAUCCGGCGCAACAUCGAGCAACAGAGGCGGCAGGGAAGGUCGACAGUGCCAAUCUGCUUGCCCUCCGAGCACCGCCAUCCCUUCUGGUACCUGCUCCAGGCCGACGGCCAGGUGAUGAUGCCCAAGCACCCCGAAGGAUACUCGCGGGCGGAGAUUGCGGCCUUCAUCGACUCGCAUGUCCAGAAAGCCAACGCUUGA
This is a messenger RNA of Pseudozyma flocculosa PF-1, 705 nucleotides long. RefSeq lists its product as uncharacterized. NCBI's taxonomy places the organism in Eukaryota, Fungi, Basidiomycota, Ustilaginomycetes, Ustilaginales, Ustilaginaceae. The transcript has a single exon. The record is from RefSeq and is a predicted model, not a curated record. The coding region runs from base 1 to 705 and encodes 234 amino acids.